GCGCGCGUCGGGGGCUUUUCCCAAGAACGGCACCGACUCGGUAUGCACCAGUUCACAUUGUGUCUCCUGACUAACUUUCAGUCUGGGGAACAUUCAGCUUGGAUGACCGACCUGGAAAGAAGUAACCGAUGGCGAGAUGUAUAAAAGCACAACGGGAGAAGAGGUCUCCUCAGGUCAAAGGCUCAGCUCUUCUGUACCUUCUACAGCAACAUGUCUCAGCCUACUGCUUACCUCGUCACUGGCGCCAACCGCGGCAUCGGCCUUGCUAUGGUCACAGCCCUAGCCGCCCGUCCUAACGUUGUCGUCUUUGCCGGAGCUCGCGACCCGGCUCGCGCUACUGACCUCAACGCGCUCGCCAAAGCGCAUCCUAACCGCGUUCAUGUUCUCAAGAUCAUCUCCGCCGACAGGGAGAGCAACAAAGCCGCCAUCGAGGAGGUGAAGCGGGUGGCUGGACGGCUCGAUAUUGUGAUUGCGAAUGCGGGAAUCAACAAUUCGUACGAUCCUGCGCUUGAGGUAUCUGUGAAGGAGAUGGUCGAGCACUUCGAGAUCAACACCAAUGGUCCCCUCGUCCUCUUCCAGGAGGCCUACCCGCUCUUGAAGGAGAGCAAGACGCGCAAGUUCGUGACUGUCACCUCCGGCAUUGGGAGCAUUACGAUCGCAGCCCAGCUCCCUGUCAACGUAUACCCCUACGGCGCGUCGAAGGCGGCCCUGAACUGGGUAACGCGCAAGUUGCACCACGACUUCCCUGACUUCGUCAUCUUCCCCAUCAGCCCCGGCACCGUCGAGACCGACAUGGCGAAGCUCAGCCGCGAGAAGGACCCGGCGAUGGUCGCGCUGCAGAAGGCCUUCCCGGCGAUCACCCCAGAAGAGAGCGCGCGCGGAAUCCUUGAGAACGUCGAUAACUCGACGAGGGAGACGCACGGCGGGCAAUUCGUUGACUAUAGUGGGUUGGGGAAGUGGGGGUGGUAGAGGAUACGCUAGAGCGAGGGUGUUAGAUAAUGAUUUGGCAUGAUGGUCCUGGAGGAUAAGCCCGCGCGAUGAUACUAGAGAAUAAGCUCGCGCAAUGGUUGUAUAGGAAGGGUAUUAUGAUGUUGUACAUUGUAAGCGACGCGAUUGAAGGAUUUUACUUGUGAACCUA
This is a messenger RNA of Schizophyllum commune H4-8, 1138 nucleotides long. RefSeq names its product NAD(P)-binding protein. The transcript has 4 exons. The record is from RefSeq and is a predicted model, not a curated record. The coding region runs from base 211 to 969 and encodes 252 amino acids. NCBI's taxonomy places the organism in Eukaryota, Fungi, Basidiomycota, Agaricomycetes, Agaricales, Schizophyllaceae. Gene Ontology annotation, molecular function: oxidoreductase activity.